Messenger RNA from Myxocyprinus asiaticus (Chinese sucker), 1773 nucleotides. RefSeq names its product tissue alpha-L-fucosidase-like. NCBI's taxonomy places the organism in Eukaryota, Metazoa, Chordata, Actinopteri, Cypriniformes, Catostomidae. Gene Ontology annotation, cellular component: lysosome. The record is from RefSeq and is a predicted model, not a curated record. The transcript has 8 exons. Gene Ontology annotation, molecular function: alpha-L-fucosidase activity. Gene Ontology annotation, biological process: glycoside catabolic process; fucose metabolic process. The coding region runs from base 257 to 1612 and encodes 451 amino acids.
UCAUAUGUUUACAGUCACAUGUCUGAUGUCAUAUGAUGAGCCAGAAAAUACAAACUGGAUAAUUCGUAUUUUUAUGAACGCACUAUGUUCAGUCAAAGGUUAUCUAGGCAGAAAUAUGCCUCUUUUAUGCAUUAGUCGAUGUGUAUUCACAUUUAUGCGCUGAUAUUCGAGGUUUAGGCUCGGUUUAGCUCAUUAAUGCACUACCCACAGCGCACGUGCAUCUUCAAAGCAAACCAAGGUUUAGUUGAGUUAAAUCAUGGAAGUUCCUCGGAGUCACAUAUCACUGUUCCUUUGUCUGUUAUCAUGUGUGUCGUUCAUCGGGGCUCGAUACACUGCCGAUUGGGCUAGUUUGGACUCCAGACCUCUUCCUGAAUGGUACGACGAUGCGAAGUUCGGGAUCUUCGUUCACUGGGGAGUGUUUUCUGUGCCCGCGUUCGGCAGCGAGUGGUUCUGGUGGAACUGGCAGGGCGCACAUAAACCUGAGUACAUUCUGUACAUGGCCAAAAACUAUCCGCCUGGAUUUACCUAUGCUGAUUUCGCACCUGAUUUUCGCGCACAGUUUUUCGAUCCUUAUGAGUGGGCAGACAUCUUCGAAGCUUCAGGAGCAAAAUAUGUGGUUCUCACGUCGAAACAUCAUGAAGGCUUCACAAACUGGGGCUCCCCGAACUCCUGGAACUGGAAUUCUGUGGAUAAUGGACCGCGCAGGGAUCUUGUUGCAGAUUUGGGCGUUGCAAUUAGGAAAAGGUCUCUGCAUUAUGGACUCUAUAACUCUCUGUUUGAAUGGUUCAACCCCCUCUACCUGAGUGACAAGCAGGCUGAUUUCAAGACCCAGGAGUUUGUUAACAACAAACUUAUGCCAGAGCUCUUCAAUCUGGUCAAAAGGUACGAGCCAGAGUUGAUAUGGUCAGAUGGGGACUGGGAAGCAAAUGACACCUAUUGGAACUCUACGGAAUUUCUAGCCUGGCUUUACAAUGAUAGUCCAGUCAAAGAUGUAGUAGUGGUCAAUGACAGAUGGGGGGCUGGGUGUUCCUGUAAACAUGGAGGUUAUUACAACUGUGCUGACAAAUUCACCCCAGGUACAUUACCCAGUCACAAGUGGGAGAAAUGCACAUCAGUGGACACAUACUCUUGGGGUUAUCGUCGUAAUAUGGAGCUAAGCCAACUGAUGGAUCUACCGUCCAUAAUUAAGGACCUGAUCCACACAGUGGCCUUCGGGGGCAAUUACCUGCUGAAUGUGGGGCCCAAGCCAGACGGCAUGAUUCCACCUGUUUUUGAGGAACGUCUCAGAGAUAUUGGGGCCUGGAUGAAGAUCAAUGGGGAAGCCAUUUAUGCAACUAAGCCUUGGAGAGUGCAGACUGAGAAUGCCACUGUCCCUGUCUGGUACACCUCAAAAGGCAGCACAGUGUAUGCUAUCUUUACUACAAAUCCCAUGCAGUACACCUUUCAGCUCUUUGCACCCAAAACAUCAGACAAAACUGUGGUGACUUUGUUGGGGAUAUCUGAGCCUUUGAAAUGGGAUCCUCUGCACUCAACAGGACUGAUUGUGCUAAUAACUGAUCUGCCCUACUCACCUGCUCAAGUCUGGACCCUUAAGCUGGAUGGAGUGGUUUAAACCACUCAUUUCCAAAGUGAGGAUUAUAAUGGAAUUUGUUUUUUUUGUUUUUGUUUUUGUUUUGUAUGAAUCAAUUUUUUACUGGCAUAGAAUUUAGUUGAUUGCUGCUUAAUAAAUUAACAACUGAAUGACACAGAAGAACCAAAUAAAAUCAUUUAAAA